Messenger RNA from Triticum aestivum (bread wheat), 1329 nucleotides. RefSeq lists its product as uncharacterized. Gene Ontology annotation, molecular function: protein binding. NCBI's taxonomy places the organism in Eukaryota, Viridiplantae, Streptophyta, Magnoliopsida, Poales, Poaceae. Gene Ontology annotation, biological process: positive regulation of protein catabolic process; protein ubiquitination. The transcript has 5 exons. The record is from RefSeq and is a predicted model, not a curated record. The coding region runs from base 1 to 1317 and encodes 438 amino acids.
AUGUCACUGCAAACGGACCACGGAACUGCAGCAGUGGAAGCUCUUCAUCAAGAAGAUAAUAGUGAAGGUACCACUGAUGGAGCGCCCACGGACGAGUAUGACCCGUGGGAACCUCCCCAUCCUCCUCCUCACCCCUCAUUAGCUGACUUGACGUGUCCUAUUCAACAUAUGAGGCAGUACAUGCUUCAACUGCAGCGUUUCCUUGCUGAUGCCAGAGCUACCAAUAUAAUCGCCCCAGACCGCACUCACAAGGAAACGCUCAUAAAAUAUUAUGGCAUAUACGAUCGUUUGUCGCCAGUCCUCCAAAAGGAUAGUGUUCCACUCUUCCUCCGCAUCUUCGAGAAGUACAGGGAGUGCUUUGUUUCUGGUUUUGUCAUCAUUCCACAAACCCUUGACUUAAUUAUUCUAGAGAAUGCCCUGCGUUGUGCUAAUCUUGUUUUGGAGGGGAAGUCACCUAAGCUCUGCGGAGUACGUGCCAACCCCAACUACAUGACCAGCUUUGGGUACUUCCCCCUCCACCAAGCUGCAGAGUCAUUCUCCGUCGAAAUGGUUGAGUUACUGUUCCGGUAUGGUGCAUCGGCCAAUCAGCGCACCUCGGGUAAUAAAAUCAUCGAGGGCCUCCUCCCACUCCAUGUUGCCAUCGAGAACACUUGCCAGCACAAGUAUCUGGAGGACAACCUAUUAGUUGACGAGAACUACAGGAAGGGGAAUUUUGGGUACAUCUACAAGCUCAUACAUCUGCUUUGCCUGCCUGAGAUGAAGAUCUUCUUGGACACCACUAGAUUGCUUGCAGCUCACACUGAUAAUGUAGUCGAUGAGCUCUGGAAGUACAUGGAGCAUGGGAAGAUUGUCCCUGCAGCUAUUCUUCUCCUUGCAGCUCAAAGGCGAUUUCGUAAGCUCAAUGGUUUUGAUAUGAUCAAGAACCGUAUUGAUGAUUCUAUAUUCUCCCUGAUAAGGGAGGGGUGUGGAUUGCAAAUUGGUAAAAAUACCAAGGCAGCAAAGCAGCGGAAGGAGAAGGAAGUACGUUUCUAUAAUGCGUUGUUCCUUGUUAGGAUAAUUCUGAAAGCUGGUGAAGCUCUUGAUGCACAUAUUCAAACUCAUUCAGAGAAUAAUAUGCAGGCAUCUCAUCACGAGGUCCAUGGAAAAGUUUCAGCAGUUCUCAAAAGUUAUGAUGUUGGUCCUCUCGGAAAAGAUAUUUGCAUUGAAGACCUUCAAUGGUUCGAUUUUUUCAUGCCUUGUGCUUCUAUGGUUGCUAUAUCUUGUAUCUGUAGACGAUUACUUAACAAUAUUUUGAUUCUUUAUUUCAUAUGCUCUUGAAGCUUCCCCUAU